UUACAGCAGUCGUGGUUCAGCUCAGUUUGGUGUAGUGCGGUGGACGCAUACUGGAGGAAUCAUCAUGGCACCAAUGGGACUAAAAGCCAUUGUUGGAGAAAAGAUAAUGAACAAUGUCAUCAAGAAGGCAAGAGAAAAAGGAAAAUGGAAGGUGCUGGUGGUGGACAAACUCAGCAUGAGGAUGAUUUCCUCCUGCUGUAAGAUGACAGACAUCAUGUCAGAAGGAAUCACCAUUGUAGAAGACAUAAACAAGCGGCGUGAGCCUCUGCCCAGCAUGGAGGCCAUCUACCUGAUCACACCAUCAGAUGAGUCUGUUGAGGGUCUGAUUGAUGACUUCAGAGACCCACAGGCUCCAAGGUACCGAGGGGCCCACGUCUUCUUCACUGACACAAUCCCAGACUCCUUGUUUGGAUUGUUGACCAAAUCCCGCGCCUCCAAAGCCAUGAAGGCCUUGACUGAGAUCCACAUCGCCUUUCUGCCCUAUGAAUCUCAGGUCUUCUCCCUAGAUAAAGUGGAUGCCUUUCAGGACUUCUACAGCCCCUUCAAGUCUGACGUCAAGAAUAACAUGCUGGAGCGCUGUGCUGAACAGAUCGCCACCCUCUGUGCCACACUCAAAGAGUAUCCUGGAGUCCGAUACAGAGGGGAGUACAAAGACUGUGCAGUUCUGGCCCAGAUGCUUCAGGAGAAGCUGGACGGCUACAAGGCUGAUGACCCCACCAUGGGAGAGGGUCCAGACAAGUCUCGCACUCAGCUGCUCAUCCUGGAUCGAGGCUUUGAUCCUGUGUCGCCUCUCCUGCACGAGCUCACACUGCAGGCCAUGGCGUACGACCUGCUCGGCAUCGAGAAUGAUGUCUACAGUUUUGAGACCAGUGGUAUGGGUGAGACCAGGAUGAAGGAAGUAUUGCUGGAUGAGGACGAUGACCUGUGGCUUACUCUGAGACACAAACACAUCGCUGAGGUGUCAACGGCUGUGACUCGUUCUCUGAAAGAAUUCUCUGCCAGCAAAAAGAUGAACACGGGUGAAAAGACCACCAUGAAGGAACUGUCUCAGAUGCUGAAGAAAAUGCCUCAGUAUCAGAAAGAACUCAGCAAGUAUUCAACCCAUCUCCACCUAGCUGAGGACUGUAUGAACCGCUACCAGGGCACUGUGGACAAACUCUGUCGUGUUGAACAGGAUCUGGCGAUGAGCACAGAUGCAGAGGGUGAGAAGAUCAAGGAUCCCAUGAGGCUCAUUGUUCCCAUUUUACUGGAUGCCAAUGUCAGUGUGUCUGACAAGAUCCGCAUCAUCCUGCUUUAUAUCUUCCUUAAAAAUGGUGUGACAGAGGAGAAUCUGUGUAAACUCCUUCAGCAUGCCAGCAUCCCACCAGAGGACAGUGACAUCAUUUCCAACAUGGCCCACAUGGGCAUUCCCAUUGUCUCUGAGGGCACUGUCAAGAAAGCCAAAAAGCCUGACCGUAAGGAGCGAGUCAGUGAACAGACCUACCAGCUCUCCAGGUGGACUCCUCUUGUCAAGGAUCUCAUUGAGGACGCAAUUGAGGACAAACUUGACCCCAAGCUGUACCCAUAUAUUUCCCAGCGACAAGCAUCUGCCAAAGCCAGUGCUCCAUCAAGUAGUGCUCGCUAUGGCAACUGGCACAAGAAUAGGGGCCCAACAGAGAUGAAGACUGGGCCCAGGAUCAUUGUUUUCAUCAUCGGAGGCAUGACGCACAGCGAGAUGCGCUGUGUGUAUGAGGUCACACAGGCCAAUGGCAAGUGGGAGGCCCUGAUUGGUUCCACCCACAUUAUCACGCCUCCUAAGUACCUAAAGGAACUACAGCACCCAGACUUCUUGGACCCCAACGCUCCACCAGAGGGCACAGAGGAGCCACCGGCAGAAUGAAAAGACAUUCGGAAGAUCAACUGAAAUCUUCACCCCUUCUCGUCUUCUAAAGGUCCUCAAAGACUUGGAGAAAGAAGAGCAGACUAGUUAAGAAGCUCCUGUUGUGCUCCCUACUUAGUCGGCAUUGAACAAAAACACCAAACCAUGACUCAUCCUGUUUCCUCCUCUCUCCUUUCCCACCCAGAAUGGCACAUCAAAUAUACAUUUGGUGUUGUAUACAAUUCAGUUGCUGUUAACUCAUGACCUACGCUGUGUUUUAUUCACCAUGUGUUGAGUUUUAUGUGUGUUGAUCAACAUUUUUUGGAAGAGAGUGAAUUUGUGUUGAACGUUGUCUACUGUAUAUCAACUGUGUUUUGUGGGAUUUUAUUUAUUUUGGAAAGUAAUGUGGAAAAUAAUUUAAUUAGCUGGAUGAGAUUGAGGGAUUAUGGGCUAAAAAUGCCUCCCUGUCAUAAGAGAAAAAGGUUUUUUUCAUGGAACACCUCUGGAUUUGACACAUCAUCUGUGAGUUACUUUAAUUGCAGUAUCUCCCUACCAAUAUACAGCCUUCUCUUAAUUAGCUGGAGGUUAUGGUUAUCUUUUAUGUAGUGCUUUCCAUAGAGUACCAACCAUGCCAUACUGUAAAAAUCCUCUGAUUUGCAACGUGUCUGACCUUGGAAAUGCCAACAUACAUACACUCUGAUGGUAUAUUCAGUCGAAGUUGAAGCAUAUAAAAGAUAAAUAUACAUGAUAGUAGUUGGAUUAUUUCUUGUGCAUUGUCUUAUUGGCUCAGCAUCAGCAGUUUUUCAGGCAGUGGAAUUCUUCUCCUGUAGCAAUUUAGUUUCCUUUUUGUUCCCUGUGUUUGACCAUAAUGCUGUCAUUGGUUAUUGUUGUAUAGCGUUUCUAUAUAACUAGUAACUAGUCCACUGUGUAUGAACAGAGACACCAGUAUGAUCAAAAGUCUGUGCUUUUAUCUACACAUCUAUGAACUGUACUUGCUGCAGGAUGUGUUCAGUGCAUAAAGUGGCUUUCAUUCAA
Amphiprion ocellaris (clown anemonefish) is the source of this 2893-nucleotide messenger RNA. It is a transcript of the gene stxbp1b, whose product is annotated as syntaxin binding protein 1b. Gene Ontology annotation, molecular function: syntaxin binding. The coding region runs from base 65 to 1879 and encodes 604 amino acids. Gene Ontology annotation, cellular component: secretory granule; plasma membrane. Lineage: Eukaryota; Metazoa; Chordata; Actinopteri; Pomacentridae. The transcript is spliced from 20 exons. Gene Ontology annotation, biological process: neurotransmitter secretion; vesicle-mediated transport; intracellular protein transport. The record is from RefSeq and is a predicted model, not a curated record.